Messenger RNA from Closterium sp. NIES-67, 430 nucleotides. Lineage: Eukaryota; Viridiplantae; Streptophyta; Zygnematophyceae; Desmidiales; Closteriaceae. The record is from the annotation of a GenBank genome assembly.
AAAAUGAGAGCACACGAGCAAGGGAGAGAGAGAGAGAGAGAGAGAGAGAGAGAGAGAGAGAGAGAGAGAGAGAGAGAGAGAGAGAGAGAGAGAGAGAGAGAUCAAGAGAGAGAUGGAGAGAGAGAGAGAGAUAUAGAGAGAGAGAGAGAGAGAGAGAGAGAGAGAGAGAGAGAGAGAGAGAGAGAGAGAGAGAGAGAGAGAGAGAGAGAUAGAGAGAGAGAGAUAGGGAGAGAGAGAGAGAGUGAGAGAGAGCGAGAGAGAGAGAGAGAGAGAUCGAGAGAGAGAGAGAGAGAGAGAGAGAGAGAGAGAGAGCAGGAGAGAGAGAGAGAGAGAGAGAGAGAGAGAGAGAGAGCGAGAGAGAGAGGGAGAGAGAGAGAGAGAGUGAGUGAGUGAGAGAGAGAGAGAGUGAGAAUGAAAAAGAAAGAGAGAG